AUGUGGGUUCAUAAUCAUGCCUCGGAAUUGCAUGUUAACCGGGAUCGUAUCGCUGUGAUGGGAGAGAGCGCUGGAGGUGGAUUGGCCGCAGGUCUUACGCUCCUCGCAAGAGACCGUGAUCUCAUGCCCAAGCUGGCGAAACAGAUUUUGAUCUAUCCAAUGCUCGAUGAUCGAAUAUGUACAGACUACACAGGGGGCUUGUGUUUUUUUGACCUCGACGAUGCUAUUACAGCAUGGGCCGCGUACCUCGGCAAAGAGAUGGGAACAGAUCGGGUCUCACCAUACGCUGCACCGGCGCGGGCAAGGACUGUGAGCGGCCUCCCACGACUUUAUCUUGAGUGUCCCCAAUUAGACAUUUUGCUUUUAGAAAAUCUGCGAUAUCUUCAGAUGUUUGUUGAUGCAAAAGUACCCACAGAGUUCCACUUACUAGAGGGAUUACCACAUGGCUUCAUCAGCCUUGCGCCGACAGCGAUGGUCAGUGAAACUGCGAUCAGGACCCGAAUCAGAGCCAUGACAACCUUUUAG
Penicillium cosmopolitanum is the source of this 525-nucleotide messenger RNA. RefSeq names its product carboxylesterase NlhH. The transcript has a single exon. Gene Ontology annotation, molecular function: hydrolase activity. Lineage: Eukaryota; Fungi; Ascomycota; Eurotiomycetes; Eurotiales; Aspergillaceae. The coding region runs from base 1 to 525 and encodes 174 amino acids. The record is from RefSeq and is a predicted model, not a curated record.